AUGCAUACGGUGCAGUCACAAUUAUUUCGCAGGCCAAUUCACUGGGGCAUAUGCGGAGCUGGCAAAAUUUCAACGGACUUCGCCAUUGGACUCUUUCAAAACGGUUCUUGUGUCCAUGCAGUCGCUUCUCGAGGUGGAAGUGGAGCACAGGAGUUUGUGCAGAAAUUUGCUGCUUGUGGGCAGAACAUCGGCCACAGCUUCAACUCCUAUGAAGAGAUGUUUGCAGAUCCUGAUUUGGAUAUGGUCUACGUCGGAACAGUUCACCCAACCCAUCAUCAAGUGGCCUUGGCCGCCAUCCGGGCUGGAAAACAUGUGUUGGUGGAGAAACCUUUGUGUACCACUCUGGCUGAAACCAGGGAUCUGGUUGCUGAAGCUCGCAAAGUUGGUGUAUUUUUAAUGGAGGCCUUGUGGACGCGUUGCUUUCCAGUCACGCUGCGAGUCAGAGAGAUUCUGGCUUCCAACAGAUUGGGCCCUGUCAGAGCUGUCAGCGCCGACUUUGGUUUUUACCUGCCUUUUGAUGCCUCUCACCGUUUACAUUCCAAAGAGAUGGGUGGAGGUGCUAUGUUGAACCUUGGCUUUUAUCCGGUGCAGUGGGCUGUGUUUGCCUUCGGUGGCCAGAUGCCCAACCACAUAGUUGCAGCAGGACGUUUAUCACCAUCAGGUGUUGACUUGCAAGGUGGCGCAACGCUCAUAUGGGAUAAUAAAGAUCACACGGGCGAUUCCAAGGUUGGAACUUCAUUUGGCGUGGCCAGUUUGACGUUUGGUUUCUCGUGCAACACUGGAGAAACUGCUGAGAUCAUUUGCGAAAAGGGUAGUCUUUGCGUUGAAACUCCGGCCCACGCCCCGACAAAGCUGAAGGUCGUGGAUCGUACCGCGGAUCCCUUCGCACGUCCAGGUUCCGGUUGUUGUGAAGAGGAAGUGGUUGAAUUUCCAUUGGAGGAGCUUCCUUAUCACACGUGGGCUCAUCCACGGCCUGGCUUGAGCUAUCCUCAUGGGGAAGGCAUGAUGUAUGAGGCGCGACAUGUGGAGGAAUGUUUGUCAAAAGGUUUGUUGGAAUCUCCAUGGUAUCCUUUGGAUGAGACCCUGGUUGUUGCGCAGAUCAUGGAUGAUUGUUUGCACCAAAUAAAUCGGCCAAGCCCUGCAAACUUGGCGGACCGUUGUCAGGGCCUGGUGUUGCUGGGUGUUCCAGACAAGACUCACAGCUGGGCCAAUGAUUAACGAUGAUUCACGAAUAGCCGUAAAGCCAGACUCGCAGGUCAAGCAUGGUCAAGCAAUCUCUUUAGAUGUACAGAAUGUACAGCCUUAAGUUAUCUUAAGUUGCUAAUCGCAGCUUCCAUCAUACUCCCGGUGGGAACCGGAUUGUUGGGUGCCAACCCAUUUGGCUUCUGAUGGUACAUACUUUUGUAUCAGACUUUUCUUUGGGAGCGAUUGCCCAGAAGCUCAUGGCUCGUAGCCAACAUCAAGCACAGAGUUGCACAGAGCCAUUCCUGGUAAUGGAUGUGCAAUCCACACGAAGCGCCA
Messenger RNA from Cladocopium goreaui, 1521 nucleotides. The record is from the annotation of a GenBank genome assembly. NCBI's taxonomy places the organism in Eukaryota, Dinophyceae, Suessiales, Symbiodiniaceae.